Messenger RNA from Protopolystoma xenopodis, 486 nucleotides. The record is from the annotation of a GenBank genome assembly. Lineage: Eukaryota; Metazoa; Platyhelminthes; Monogenea; Polystomatidea; Polystomatidae.
UCCGUUGAUAGAUCGGACCUGACUACUUUGCCAACCGGUCCUUCAGGCGCCACUCUACCUGAAUACGUGGAUCAGCGAAAUCAGUCGAGACGCCAGCAUCGACAAUCUUCACGCCAUCACCACCACCAUCAUCAUUCUCAUCGUACCCAACAGCAACAACGCCAUCACCACCAGGCUCGCCCUUCCGACGGUGUUAUGGAGCAAGCGAAGGAAGUAACUAUUCGAAAGAAUGUGGCAGUCGAAGGUUCAAAUCAAGAGCAAAUAAAAGGGGAACAGGAGGAAGCUGUAAGCGGGGGCCAUCUUCCUAAAAAUGACCCUAACACUCCACGCCCCUUAGAUCAGAUGCAUGCUGCCCGCCUCCUUUGCCAGUCUGUCAAAUAUGCCUCAGCUUCUCGAGCACAAAUCGUCUCUCCACUUAUAGUGCCUGAUUCAUUUGCUGAUCUUGUGGAGUCUAACAUUCCUCAAAACGAACUCGUUUCAGCAUGA